Messenger RNA from Manduca sexta (tobacco hornworm), 653 nucleotides. RefSeq names its product fatty acid-binding protein 2. The transcript has 4 exons. Gene Ontology annotation, molecular function: fatty acid binding. Gene Ontology annotation, biological process: fatty acid transport. The record is from RefSeq and is a predicted model, not a curated record. Gene Ontology annotation, cellular component: cytosol; nucleus. Bases 52 to 489 code for a protein of 145 amino acids. NCBI's taxonomy places the organism in Eukaryota, Metazoa, Arthropoda, Insecta, Lepidoptera, Sphingidae.
AUGACGAAUAGAUUAGGAUGAUCCAUAUAAACCCGUGGAUUUGGCAAAAUAAUGGAUUUCGUUUCUGUCGUCGACGAGUUCACAUCGAAAAUGUCUUACCUAGGUAAAGUGUACUCUUUGGUAAAGCAGGAGAACUUUGAUGGUUUCCUCAAAUCAGCGGGUCUCUCCGAUGACAAGAUCCAGGCCCUCGUCUCCGACAAGCCGACCCAGAAGAUGGAAGCCAAUGGUGACUCCUACAGCCUCACCACUACUGGCAUCGGUGGUGAAAAGACCGUCAGCUUCAAAAGUGGUGUUGAAUUCGAUGAUGUCAUUGGUGCCGGUAAUUCUGUGAAAUCUAUGUACACCGUCGACGGCAACGUUGUCACCCAGGUAGUCAAGGGUGACGCCGGUGUCGCCACCUUCAAGAAGGAAUACAACGGCGACGACCUCGUCGUGACAAUCACAAGCAGUAACUGGGACGGCGUCGCACGCAGAUACUACAAGGCUUAAAUUAUUUGUAAUUAAGUUUAUUAUCUUUUAAAUUAUUUUUUUGUAUAUGUAGUUUUUUUUCUGUUUCAUCUCUUUGAUCGUUAAAGCCGUUGGGUUCCUUGUUGGGCGCCAUUAAAGAGUACUGCAAUACCGAUAAAUUGCUCAAGGAAUUGCAGUGUACCUGA